This is a messenger RNA of Exaiptasia diaphana, 525 nucleotides long. RefSeq names its product degenerin mec-10-like. The coding region runs from base 1 to 525 and encodes 174 amino acids. Gene Ontology annotation, biological process: sodium ion transmembrane transport. Gene Ontology annotation, cellular component: membrane. The transcript is spliced from 4 exons. Gene Ontology annotation, molecular function: ligand-gated sodium channel activity. Lineage: Eukaryota; Metazoa; Cnidaria; Anthozoa; Actiniaria; Aiptasiidae. The record is from RefSeq and is a predicted model, not a curated record.
AUGGAGGACCAACCAAGAAAGCGACAAAAUAACCGUUGCUCGUCACUAGUUCRAAUGCUGCAAGAAUUCUGCGGCUACACUAGUUGCGGAGGACUCGGUCGAAUCGUUGGCACUAAGUUCCUAGUAUUCAAAGUAUUAUGGGUAAUGCUAUUUUUAGCAGCUGUUGGUAUGGCAAUAUCUCAGCUUAUUCCGCUGUUCUACAAGUACCGCAGCCGACCUGUCAGCACUAGGCUGUCUUUGCACUACAGUGGGACGCUCGACUUUCCCAGUGUUGUACUUUGUAACUUCAAUAUGAUCCGUGCAUCGGCAAUCGAAAAACUUCCCUACAAUAUAGCUCAAAUACUAGGAAGCUACUUGCCAGAUGAAAACGAAUUCCGCGAAACAAAUGACGAUAUAGAAGCACAUCAUGAUGAUGACGAGAAUGAGAACAAUAGUCGUGAAGAGGAGAGUAAAAACGAGAGGAAAAAUCAAGGCUCCGUGAAUGGACCCACGGAACCUCACACUCUGGACAAGCUGCACUUUUAA